GUAAUUGGCGCAGAUCCCGAAGGCUCGAUUUUGGGUGAUAAAGCGGGCGAGCAGAAGGAGGGAUUCUUUGAGGUCGAAGGCAUCGGAUAUCAUUUUGUGCCAGCAACACUCGAUUUUAAGGAAGUCGAUAAAUGGGUAAAAGUCAAGGAUCCUGACACAUUCAAAACGGCUCGGCGAUUGAUCCGUGAAGAGGGUUUACUGGUCGGUGGUAGUUCUGGAUCAAACAUGUUUGCAGCACUACAGGAGUGUCGUUCGUUGAAGAAAGGACAAAACUGUGUGGUCAUUAUGCCGGAUGGAAUCCGGAACUAUAUGUCCAAAUUUGUCUGUGAUGAAUGGAUGAUAGAGAAACACUUCAUGGAACCAGUCGAACGACAACGGGUGCAACCGAGCGAGUAA
Messenger RNA from Gongylonema pulchrum, 396 nucleotides. Lineage: Eukaryota; Metazoa; Nematoda; Chromadorea; Rhabditida; Gongylonematidae. The record is from the annotation of a GenBank genome assembly.